This is a messenger RNA of Tribolium castaneum (red flour beetle), 1701 nucleotides long. RefSeq names its product Cyclin J (gene CycJ). Lineage: Eukaryota; Metazoa; Arthropoda; Insecta; Coleoptera; Tenebrionidae. Gene Ontology annotation, molecular function: cyclin-dependent protein serine/threonine kinase regulator activity. The transcript is spliced from 5 exons. Gene Ontology annotation, biological process: mitotic cell cycle phase transition; regulation of cyclin-dependent protein serine/threonine kinase activity. The coding region runs from base 101 to 895 and encodes 264 amino acids. Gene Ontology annotation, cellular component: cyclin-dependent protein kinase holoenzyme complex; nucleus; cytoplasm. The record is from RefSeq and is a predicted model, not a curated record.
CACGGAAGUUGGUCUUUGUGCCAGGUUUGGUCGCGGGCUUUUCUUGCCUCUUUGAACGCCCUGAUAAGAGCGAUAAAAAACAGUGCCAAAAAAUUGCAAGAUGACGACGACGCUAGUCGCUGAAGAUUCAGUAUUUCAUUUACGGAAAGACGUCUACGAUAGCUAUAGGGAAUACAGGGAGGAUUUUAAACGCGUUGUUAAGGAAAGGGAGCAAAAUAGAACCAGCUUUUUCCACAAGUCACCUCAAUUCACUUAUAGACCGUUUCUCGUGCGCUACAUUACCAAAAUCUGUAGUGAAAAAUUGCUGAGUAAAAGCUGUCUACAUGUGGCCGUCUAUAUUUUAGACCUGUUUAUGGACCAACACCACAUAAUCCCCGAAAAACUACUUCUGGUGGCAAACGUGUGCCUUCUAACGGCCUCAAAACUGGAAGAAAAUUCACAAAAAAUUCCCCGAAUCAGCGAACUAAAUUUAUUAGUUGGCAACAAAUACUCAAUCGCUGAUUACAUCAAGUUGGAGUAUUACUUAAACAUUCAUAUGUUUCAACAUGACGUAAAGUUUCAGAGUGCUGUGCAUUACGUAUUUUACUUCAUGCAGGAAUUUCUAACUAGUGGCGAUUUAAAAGAAGGCAAUACUGUGCGAACUUUAUUUUAUAAUUUCCGGGAAGCUGUUUCCGCACAUUUGAACACAAUCAUCGAAAAUGUGCACUAUAUGCAGUUCUACCAACCGUCGAAAUUAGCAGCUGCUGUGGUCUCAGCAGGCCGUUCUGACAUCGGGCUAACACCAUGGACCGAACAAUUGGCGGAUUUGACCGAAUACAGAAUACACGAUUUGGAGGAAAUCGUACAAAAUUUGCUAGGGAAGCAAGAACUGAGUUGUCCCCACUGUGCAUUCUAGUGUAUGCUGUGUACUACCAACCCCAAAUAAAAAAAUGGCAAAUACCUGGCUCUGUUAAUCAAAUCCAUGAUAUCGGUGGCCCUUAGCGUUAAUUCCCCCAAAUUAGCGACCCAUUUGGCUUGCAGUGACUCCUUGUCUGCCUCAGCCGGUGUCUUUAGCUUGCCCCCGGUGGCCACCCCCGUGAGCACGUACCGUAUCCAGGAGCCCCUUGCACACUCCACCAUUAUCAGAGUGGUGCAUUGCACAUGCAGCCCCGUCUCCUCCAGCACCUCUCUCUGGCCCGCCUCGCUGAUGGUCUCCCCCUUUUCGAUGCGGCCCGCCGGCAAGUACCUAAAAAGCCGUCAAGACACCAGCAAGGGGGCUGCCAGAGCGUACCAUUUGCCCGCGCACGACUCCUUGGCCUCCUGCAUCAUCAGCACCUCGUUGUGGUCGUUGAUGAGCACCACGGCCACCACGUAAGUGACCGUCUCGCCAAUCACCGGCUUGAAAUUGGGGCUCACUGUGGGCUGCACCCCCUGGCUCUCGCAAGCCGCGUUCUGCUCCUCGAGCGAGAAGUCGCAGAUUUCCGACUCUUCGCCCUCGAGGGCCAAGCCGCCGAGGACGCGCUCCACGCUCAGUUCCACAGAGUCGGGCAUUUUGAGGUUAAGUGCGAGCGCAUUAAUUGGCCCGCGAACACAAGGGGGCACUUGGACGAGAUGAACUAAUUGCUGAAUUUGAAUGGAAUGCUUGAAAUGACAUGACUAAUAAACACUACGUUCUCAUAUUGCACUGUGACGUUCGUGACAUUUCUGGGUUGUACAGGAAAA